Messenger RNA from Zasmidium cellare ATCC 36951, 1518 nucleotides. RefSeq lists its product as uncharacterized. The coding region runs from base 1 to 1518 and encodes 505 amino acids. The record is from RefSeq and is a predicted model, not a curated record. NCBI's taxonomy places the organism in Eukaryota, Fungi, Ascomycota, Dothideomycetes, Mycosphaerellales, Mycosphaerellaceae. The transcript is spliced from 10 exons. Gene Ontology annotation, biological process: oxalate metabolic process.
AUGCAUGGCUGCUUAGUCGCUGCUACAAUCUUUGUAGCAGCAUGGGCAGCGCCUCGCCCCAUGCCUACCAUGAUGGAGAGAAGACAAUACCCGGAGGAGAGUGGCGCUCCACCAUUCGACUUCCUCUCGGUGCCAACUGAAACUCCUUUGGGUCCGACAGAGGGAAGCGGCCAAUUAAGAGGACCAACAAACUUGGUCGGCUACAAUCCUUCGAACCCCGUGAACACCGAACUUCCCGGAGUAGUGCCCUCAGAUCAGUUUCAACUUGCUCCUGGCCAGACGGAGAAUGCGGAUUUGGGGCUGUAUCUUGAUCUCAACGAAGUCGACAAUCCCCAACCCAUUCGCGGCUCUACAGACAGUCCAACCGAUCCUGGCCCGCGCAAUCGUCCUUUGGAAAAGCAAAACCCGGAUCUCUACGCACCGCCAGGAACGGACGCUGGUUCAGUACCGAAUGCCAAAUGGCCCUUGGCUCUUAGUCACAAUCGUCAUGGCAGCGUGUACGCUUCUGGCUGGGCGCGCCAGCAGAAUGUCAACGAGCUACCUGUCGCGACAGCCAUGGCGGGAGUGGAUAUGUAUCUGACCCCAAAUGCCUAUCGCGAGCUUCAUUGGCAUCAGGCGAACGAGUGGGCUUACAUCUUCAAUGGCUCAGUGCGUGUGGCAUCGGUAGACGAGGCUGGAAGGACAUUCUUGGACGAUCUACAAGCAGGCGACGUUUGGUUCUUCCCUGCCGGCAAGCCGCACAGUAUCCAAGCUCUGCAAGAUGGCUGUGAGUUCUUGCUGGUAUUUGACAGUGGCGAGUUCAGCGAAGACAAUACCGCCUUGGUCUCUGAGACCUUUGCACGCAAUCCCCUGUCAGUCCUUGCUAAGGACUUGAGGCUCGACGUUAGCGCUCUUGCAAACAUCCCCAAGGACGAGUUGUACAUCUUCCCAGGAACGCCGGCGCCGGCCAACAUCAGCGAGCAAAACUCGACUGGUCCUGCAGGCAUCAUUCCUGGAGAUCAGACGUACUCAUACCACUGGUCUCAGCAAGAGGCAUACGAAGUCCCUGGAGGCUCCGUCAAGAUCCUCGACACGGCUUCCUUCCCAAUUGCUAAGGACUUUGCAGUCGCUCUUUUCACGGUCAGACCUGGAGCCAUGCGUGAGCUCCACUGGCACACUACAAGUGACGAGUGGGACUACAUCUUGGCUGGCCAAGGCCGUUUGACCGUCUACGUAGCUCCGUCGUCGUCGCGGACUUUCAAUUUCCAGGCUGGAGACACAGGCUAUGUUCCAGUCGUUGACGCUCACUACCUGGAAAACACAGGAGAUACAGAUUUGGUCUACCUGGAGAUCCUUCAGACUCCAUACUACAACGACAUUUCCGUGGCACAAUGGCUUGGCCUGACUCCCAGACAGGUCGUCAAAGACCAUCUGGGCUUCUCUGACGAGACCCUGGACCGCUUGCCCAAGAUCAAGCCGUACAUCCUUCCAGGCAACACGAAUCUGACGACAACCAACUUCACCUCUGAGACUGAAUAG